UAUUUUUAUUGUUUUUAUUUUUUUUACCUUUAUUUUACAAGGACGUCACUUGAUAUUACAAAUACUAUUAUUUAUUACAAGGAAAACCAGGCACAGAUAAAUGACUAAACAUGACAACAACACAUUCCACACCGUCCAGUUCAAAAUAUUACAGCGAGUUUAUUAAACACAUUAAAACAUGAUUUACUUUGCUUGAUAUAGAAAGGCAACUAAAACAAGAAAACAUAGUAUUGUUACUAGGCAGAUUAACUCCCCUUUUUUCCGUUUUCUGAACACAUAAAUCCGUACCGUCAACUUUUCGCGCACAAAUAAUGACGUCACAUUCCGGAGCUCGUUUUUUCGUCUUCAAUGAGAGAAGUUGAUAAACAGUAACAGAAAGAAUGGUUUUGUUUCCAACGAGUUUAACCGAUGAAGAGGAAUCGCUGCAGAAAAAAUAUGCCAAGCUCAAAAAGAAAAAAAAGGCGCUGAUGGCUUUAAAGAAACAGAGCUCGACCAGUCAGGCCACGCAGGGAGGGCUGAAGAGAACACUUUCAGACCAGCCGACUGUGGACACAGCCACAGCGACAGAGCAGGCAAAGAUGUUAAUAAAGACCGGAGCCAUAAGUGCAAUCAAAGCAGAGAACAAGAACUCAGGGUUCAAGCGCUCUCGCACCCUGGAGGGUAAACUCAAGGACCCAGAGAAAGGCCCAGUGCCAACCUUUCAGCCUUUUCAACGUAGCGUGUCUGCUGACGAGGAGAGCUCUGAGUCUUCAAAGCGUCCCCAGAGAAAAAUGCUGUAUGAGAGUUUUGUCAGCUCAGGCGCUCGCACACUUGGAGACUCUGACAGGGAGAGUGGGGAUGGAGUGCUACAGAACACAGGAGAGAGGGACCGAGAGCUGGAUCGAGAUAGGGACCGGGACAGGGACAGGGACAGGGACAGGGACAGGGACAGAGGGAGAGGGGACAGGGACCGGGAGAGAGACAGAGAGAGAGACGCACCAUUCAGACGCUCGGACUCGUUCCCGGAUCGGCGCCCCCCUCGGAAGGGGAACACGCUGUAUGUGUACGGAGUGGGGAUGAGCGAUGAGAGCCUGAGAGCAGCCUUCUCUGUGUGCGGCAACAUCAUAGACCUGUCCAUGGACCCUCAGAGGAACUGUGCUUUCAUCACCUUUGAGAAGAUGGAGUCAGCUGACCAGGCCAUCGCAGAGCUGAAUGGCAGGUGUGUCGGUGAUGUGAUUUUGAAAGUCAGUAUCGCUCGUAAGCAGCCCAUGCUGGAAGCUGCAACAGGGACGUCUGUCUGGGCCCCUCUAGCGGUUCAGAACAGUGCUAAAGGAUCCCACAGAGACAAGAGGAACCAGAUUGUGUACAACGAAGAUCUCUUCUGAGUCUCAAGACAAACAUUUACAUUGCAGUUCACUUGAUUUUUCUGCGUUUCCCCUGCACGAGAGUCAGAGAGAGAGCGAGACAGACCCUCCCCCCUUUCAGUCUCUCUGUGGCCUCAAACUGUUGCGGUGCGUGUGUGUUUUUGUGUGAUGCGGAUUACACUGAAAGUCCACUGUCUGUUCUUCUUGGGGCUAGGCAUUUGAGACCACUGACCUACCAAAUGUAUUUCACUUGUGACCUGAGCAAAAGUCUAGUGAAUAACAUUAAACCAUUAACGCCACAGGAUUUUCACCUUCAGAGAAAGCCAAUAAGCAUGAAUGAGAGGCUGGUGAAACUGCUUGCUGUCUAUCUAUCUCUCUGUCUGUGCUAUCAAGCCCUACCGAGAUGGGAGGAUAGUCUACCGAAUUACCCGCUGCCCCACCUAGACCCCCCAGAUUGGAACCCAUGCCUAAAAGGUGAAAGGCAGGAAUGAAAGGCUUUUGAAUCCCCCUCCCCCUUUGAAAUUGUAUUGUGCAACUUUUUAUAGAGGGUAAAAAGGUCCCAAAUUCGCACUGGGGAAAAAAUUACAUUUAAACUAAUAUCAGUUAAGUGUGGCAUUCCAAUUUAAUAGACAAUAAAAUAAACAUUCAAAUAAA
Acipenser ruthenus (sterlet) is the source of this 1997-nucleotide messenger RNA. RefSeq names its product negative elongation factor E. The transcript has 11 exons. Gene Ontology annotation, molecular function: RNA binding. Gene Ontology annotation, biological process: negative regulation of transcription elongation by RNA polymerase II. Bases 381 to 1364 code for a protein of 327 amino acids. Gene Ontology annotation, cellular component: NELF complex. NCBI's taxonomy places the organism in Eukaryota, Metazoa, Chordata, Actinopteri, Acipenseriformes, Acipenseridae. The record is from RefSeq and is a predicted model, not a curated record.